GCGCACGCAGGCGGAGGAGGAGAAGAGGUGCCGGGAGGCCGCGAACGAGGCCGCGGACGAGGAGCUGCGGCAGCGCGGCCGCAAGAAUCUCCGAGAGCUCCAGGAGUCCAUCAAGAAGCUCCACUCCGGGGGAGAGCGCCCGCCCCGCAGAGCCGGUGGUUUGCCUGCCUCUGUGGCGCGCUCCGGCAGUUCGACAGGGACUCGCCCUUCCGGUCCGUGA
This is a messenger RNA of Prorocentrum cordatum, 220 nucleotides long. Lineage: Eukaryota; Dinophyceae; Prorocentrales; Prorocentraceae. The record is from the annotation of a GenBank genome assembly.